Molecule: messenger RNA, 5576 nt
Organism: Mya arenaria
Lineage: Eukaryota; Metazoa; Mollusca; Bivalvia; Myida; Myidae
Product: arrestin domain-containing protein 4-like
Exons: 14
Coding region: 630-1784 (384 amino acids)
Biological process (GO): protein transport
Cellular component (GO): cytoplasm
Source: RefSeq, a predicted model, not a curated record
GAGAUAUUUAAAGCCAGUGAAAUGUGAUCUAAGUUUAUGUAGCAUAAAUGCAGUUUUUGGAGAGUAAACUAGGGAGCAAAAUAAUGCAGUCUACAGUAUAGGAUAUUGGUUCAUUUCAAAGGAAAGCUACAUCAAGACUUCGGGCCUAGAAAAAUAUCUGUGUCAUACAUCAACCUGAGACAGUUGCAGUUUAAUGGCAGAUAUCUCCUAUACAUGGGGUGUUUGAAUCUCUUUUGACUGAGGAAAGCUGCAUAAAGACUUUGAGACUAGAAGAGUUGGCUUUUGUCAUCCAUUGACCUGAGACUGCUAGAUGAUAACUCCUUUACAUCUGUGCUGUUGUAUCUUUCUUGAUUUUGUGAAUGGGAAAAAGAGCGUUGCAAAGUCUGGCUCCUGAGUUUCGAGAAUUCAAGGAGGCUCAGAAGAACCAGCUCAGAGCAGAUUGACACAACUACUGUUACGGGACAUUUUCGAACUGUCAAACAAAUCUACGAUGAUUGUCCUGUGUCCAUAGUCAUUGAUGGAUGUUUGAAGUUUCAUUGGUGAUCUGUGGAUUAAUGGUUUUAACUUUUGUAAGAAGUUGCUAGGCAGUGGUGUUGCUAUGGUGACAUUGUGACCAGGGGAGAUAAGCCAUGGAGGAGAUGAAAACACUUGUGUUCAAGUCUGCUGAGACGAGCAGUUCAUGUAGUGGUGGAGGUUGUGGCGGAAUGGAAUCUCGGCUAGAGAAGUUCCAAAUCAUCUUUAACAACCCGACAGCAACCUACCAUGUCAGCGACACCGUGUACGGAUAUGGAUGGGUCAUUCUUAAGGAACCCAUCUUUGUACAAAGUGUAUGUCUGGAGGCCAUUGGGGAGGCAAAGGUUGAAUGGAUGACAUCGAGUGAUAUCCAGGCCUCAGAUGAAGAAGUGUUCAACUACACCACUGUCCUUCCCAUCAAAGGAGACAAGGACUGCAGUGACGAUCUGCUACAUGCUGGGUCUCAUUACUUCCCGUUCGAGUUUACUCUCCCUGCCAAACUACCCUCGUCUUUCAAAGGGAAGCACGGACGCCUGCGCUACUAUGUUCGUAUGACGAUAACCACCCCUGGUGGGCCUCAUCAUGAGAGGACGAGCAAGUUCGCUGUCAUAUCUAACCUUGACCUCAACAAAGAACCGGAUGCUUCGCUGCCAGUGGAAAAUGACACGUUCGAAGCUAUAGGUUCUUGGUGCUGCGUAGCAGGCACGGUAACGGCUACGUUACGACUGGACAAGAAAGGGUUUGCAAUCAAAGAAGCAAUACCGGUGUGGGCAGAAAUUAAGAACCUCUCAACCCGAAGAAUAUGUUCAACACAAGUUUCACUUAUACAGAAUGUUACAUACUACUCAUUUCGAGGCCGAUUUUCGGAAUCGUCGACGCUGGUGACGAUACACAAGGGGAGUGUGGCCCCAAGGGGAAAACAGACCUGGCAAAGGGAACUACUGAGUAUACCUACAGUGGCGCCCUCCCAUCUUCGUGGCUGCAAGAUAAUAGAUAUACAGUACUACCUUGAGUUGAGUAUAAAGCCGGCAGGUAUAGCGCGGAAAGUAAAACUCCCAUUAGACAUUGUGAUAGGAACAGUUCCUGUGUCAACAGUAUCGUCACCCCGCACUUCCUACCAUCCACUACCCUCCACCGUCUCCGAUAAUACCUGCCCGUACCCAUUCUUCGAGGCAGUCUGUGACAAGGUGUGUUUAACAGAGAAGGUAUGCCUCAAACACAACAUGAUCCCCACAGCCCCACCAUGGGAAGAGGAUGACGACAUACCUUGACACCAGUGCAAAGUCACAACAUAUUCAUAGAACAGAGUCAUACCCAGGAUGUUCAAGAGUGGCCAGUGAUUUUUCGACUCCAGUGUUCUAAAUAUGAAGGUUGUCAUGGUUUUCUGCUGGACAGGUCACAUGACAACACCCUGUACUCUUAUUGGUUGGUCUUGCAUCACAUGACCACAUGUUGUGCUCUAAUUGGUUGAAUUUGAGUCACAUGGACCUUAAGUUGCUCUGAAUGGUUGGUUUUGAGUCACAUGACAGCAGUGUGUAUUUUCACUGGUUGGUUUGGAGUUGCAUGACUUUACAGUGUGCUCCAAGUAGAUAGUUGUACUGUCACAUGAAGGGACACUUAGUUGAGAACUUUUGUGAUAAAAGUUUUUGGUAGAUAAUGAAUAACAAGUGAUAGUGACACAAUAUUUCAAAUGGCUUGUUUGAAUAUUAAAGACACAAAGAAUAAAGGGGUUUUGAGUGAGACUGACGGUAACAAGAUCUCUUUGUAAAACUACAUGAACUUUCAUUUUAGACCUGUUGAACUUUGCAUACAUGUAAUACUUUAUGUAUUUUGUGUUGUCAUUAUGAGUUUGAUGUAUUGGUACAUAUAUACAUUUAAUAUAAUGUACUGUUUGCUUUCUCUUAUAUAAAAAUGUUUAAAAAAAUACAUUGUAUAAUUCAUCACCAUAGUGCAAGAACAUAAUAACUUCAUAAAGAAAUAAAAGCAGUUAAUGAGUUCUUGAAUUAAGGUGACAAUUAUUAUGUUCAUGCCUAAAUUAGUUUUAUCAUACCUGCAGUAGUUUUAUCAUGCAUAUAGUAGAUUUAACAUGUAAACAGCUGUUCUAUCAUGCAAACAGUGGUUUUAUCAUUCAUGCAGUCAUACUAUCAUGCAUACAGUUGUUCUAUCAUGCGUACUGUAGUUUUAUCAUUUUUACAGUAGUUCUUUCAUGUAAACAGCUGUUCUAUCAUGCAAACAGUCGUUCCAUCAUGCAUACAGUCAUUUUAUCAUGCAUACAGUAGUUAUAUCAUGUAAACAGUAGUUUUAUCAUGCAAACAGUAGUAAUAUCAUGCAUACUGUAGUUAUAUCAUGCAUACAAUAGUUCUAUGAUUUUAAGUAGGAUUAGAAUAGUUAAUUUGUUAAAUUGUUGUUGAAAAUGAAGUCAAAUGUCAGGGAUGUGAUUUGUCCGCGGAUUCGCGGAAUUCCGCGGAUCUAAUGGCCCCAGAGACCCCUCCCCCCACAAAAAAAAAAUAAAAAAAAUAAAAAAUCUUUUUUUUUACCUGAAAAAAGCCAUUUUUUCUUCUACAGCAGUGCGCUUUUGACCCAAAGAGCACCCCAUAAACACAUGAGUGAAAAUGUUUCAGCCCUCCAGCUGCCAGGUCAAUCACAUCCCUUAAUCUAUUAUUGUUAGUUUCUUUACUGAAUGGCUAUUUUAAAUACAAGUGUGUUACCUUCAAAGACAAAUGCAUAAUUUUUUCAUCAUAUUGUUUGCAAUUGGAAUAAAAUACUAAAGGGAGAAGCAACAUCUUCAAUAACCAAAAUAUGGUGUUGUCAAUUUCUAUCAAAUGCGUGAUCGUUAGUCCGUUUUUGAUUUGCAGUGGAGAGAUAUUUCAAUAUAUUAAACUACCUUUAUUUAAACACUUUUUGGACAAUUCCAUAUUUUGGUUGACUGCUGACUUUAUUUUAACGGUUUCUUAUCCCAUAAGUAUUUUAGUCCGCGCUCGGUAGAACAACGGUAGGGGCCUGUUUAAAAAAAAACUAUUUUUGAUUGAAACAAAUUAAACAAGAAUUAAAGAUUAAAAUAUAGCAGAGCAAACAGAAAAGAAUCUGUGAUGUUACUUCAAACUAAAGAUUUUGGAAGUUGGUACUAAAAUUUGUUAUUGAUACAGGGUUUUGGAGGCUGGAAUCUCAGACCAAAAAUGACAUGUUUUAAAAAAGCAAGAUUGACUUUCAAAUAUAUACAAAUUAGGUACCAUCUAUGGUUUGGUAUUUUGUUAGGUUGAUAUGUAUUCAAGAAAGAUUUCAAAUUUGGAAAGUAUUUUGAAAUGGUCUUUGCCCCUCUUUAAUCAAUUGAUAUCUAGUUUUUUUGCAUGACACAAAUCUCCUGUUCCUACAAAAAGAUUGAAUUCCAUACCAGGCAUGUAAUAAUAUUAUUUUACUAUUAAAAAUUGUAAAUAGUAAUACUUUUCUUUUUUUUAUAUUUUUUUUUUAUAACCUUAAUAACACAUUUUAAUGGCCCUUAAAAUAAUUUCAUCCUAUUUUAAUGCAAUCUUCAUUUAUAUUUUACAUAACAAUACACUUGAUCAAUCGGGUAAUACUACCUCAUUUUGUUGUGAAUUUUGUUGUUUCUUUUUACAUUUUUACACUGAUAUUAUUUUGUUUAUUUACAAAUAAUCAUUUUGAUAAUCAAUAAUCAUGAAUCGGAUAUUGCAUUAUACGAUGUUUAAUGACAAUAAUGUAGCAAUGGAUAGUGUGUUUUAUUUUUUUAAUUUAAUGUUACCAUUGGCACUAUUUUCUAGUGUAUGGUUUGAAGCAUUUGAUAGAAAAUGGUGUUUUUGCAAUUGAUAGUACCUGUGAAUAAAGCCACCACAUACAAGUUAUGACAAACAUUUUGCAUGGUUUCCAUUAGUCAUCUAUAAGAAGUAGUCCUUGUUAUAAUAAUCUGACAACCUCAGACAAAUCUUUUUUAGUCACAUUUGUGUAUUCAGAUAUUGAAAUAUUACACCCUGCAUCAGUAACUUUCUCUGCUAGUUUUGUGUUGGAAACUAUUAAGGUUUUGUUAUUGCACUAUGGUCAUUGUGAAGUUUGUAGGGCAUUAGAUUGUGUUGUUUUUUCCCAUAUAUUAUGCACCAGUCAAUUGUAACCACGGUUCCCUCAGGUCCAGGGAAUAGGGGGGACUUUGACUUUCGGUCCAGCCAAGUCCGGGUAUAAUCUUUGUCCUGCGGGGACGACUGCUGGUAAAAUUCUCCGCCAAAUGUCCCCGCACCUCAGAGACCCAAAGUAAUGCCUAAUACCUGUUAUUUUUGGCGCAAAGACAAAACCACCGCGUUCACCAGGAACUGCGUGGCCACCUGGAAGGUAAACACAUGUCCCAUUUGCAAAGCUAUCCCAGGUAUACCCCUGGACCUGGGGGACUGUGGUUACAAUUAACAAGUACAUUAUCUUGUUAUGGUUGGUUGUGAAGCUCUGUUGAAAAUCUGUAUGUAAGGGAAACAACUUGGUUGUUGGCUACAUUGGAUUUUCAAUGGGUUACUUUUCUUUUAGCAUUUGUCGGACAAUUGUGGUUAAAUAUUUUUUAAAAACUAUUGACAACACAUUUCAGCUUAUGCCGAUUAUCUGUUGGAGGUCUGAGUGUAGAGAAAGUUUGACAUUGUUAAAAUUAAACAUAUACUGUAGGUAUAUCGUUAGUGAACUAGUUAAUUAAAACAAUGUACAUGUCUUUGUCUAGGGGCUGAUUGUUCAGAACCAUGUUAAAAGUUAAGAACAUUAUCAACAUCGUUGUUAACUUUCAAAUCUUCAUUGUUCUGAAAGUUACUUGAUAUGAAGUCUUCAGACAAGGUUCAAGACAUUAUUUCAGCUGUAUGUGUUUAAUUUAAAUAUAUGGUAUGUCACAAAAUAGUUACCUUUAAAAAUUAACAACAAUGCUGAAAAAAACAUUGUUAACUUUAAUAAAGUUCUGAACAAUUGACCCUUUUGUCUUCUUUAUAAGUAACUGUACUGUAUACAUGUUAUGAUUAUUGUUUUACAAAGCAAUGUAUUGCAUUUAUUAUGUAUUACAUAUAUGUGAAAAUAAAAUAUAUAAAGCU